Molecule: messenger RNA, 3918 nt
Organism: Closterium sp. NIES-67
Lineage: Eukaryota; Viridiplantae; Streptophyta; Zygnematophyceae; Desmidiales; Closteriaceae
Source: the annotation of a GenBank genome assembly
UGGCUAGCAAGCGUGCUACGACUGCUACUGCCGAGGGAUUGGGCAAUGGGAUGGCGUACGACGGGAAGAUAUUAGCUUCCGCCAAAUGACCUGACCCGCUGCGAUCAGUAUUUUCCCGUUCGCGAACGGUUGGCGAAGGUUGCUGAGUACCCGUCCGUCAGGUGCCUCGCCCAGAGAUCGCUCACGCUUUGACGGAAUGUGGUUGGCUGCGAAGCCUCCUAAACCUGCGCGAGCCUCGCCAAGCAGGCGACAGUCGCGAGACCCCAAAAACGUUGCUUGGGCCAGACACCUCAGCAGUGUAGUACGAGAGAUGUUAGGGUAGCGCUCGUAGCGCAUAGCAACGAGUGGUAGUCAGCGUAAUGCUAGCACACGUAGCGCAUGAAUGCUAGCCACGUCAUUCCCUAAGGCCGUGCAUCGCUGCGAGGAUGGCAGCAGCUCGUCGGCAGCGAGCAUCGUCCCUUCCCCACCGCCUCGCUCCACAUUCCCCGUCCUAUCUUGUCUAUCUUUCGCCCUUGCUGCUCCUCGCCUUGCUCUUUCACCCGCAGAACCCCUUCCAACCCCUCCAAAGCACCCGCAAUGUCGACCUAUCAGACUCCGCCCCGUCAGCAUCACCAGGGAGCCAUGCUGCCGCCCAGCUGCCACCCGCGCCUCAAGCCGAAUCCCACCAGCAUCUCGAGCGCGAGUCGCUUGCCGUCUUCGCGGCUGUGGAGGCGCUUGCCGCAUCCCCAUGGCGGGACUUCGAGGCGUCUCAGGCGGCUGUCGACGCUGUGGAGACGGCUCCAAAGCCGGGCGUAGAAGCUUCGCUCCCGGAAUUUGGGCAGCCGCGUCUGGCGAGGCGGGCUCGGCCAGACGGGGAGUGGGCGGGUGGAGGGAGGCGGCGAUUGGGGGAGGGCGAAGUGCAGGGUGGGGGGAGGCGACGGCUGGGGGAGGCAGACACGCCGUUUAAGGGGACUCAAAGGGGGAGGCGGCAACUGGGGGAGGGCGAUAUGGCUUUUGGGUCUAUUGAACACGCGAGGCGGCGACUGGGCGAGGGCGACAUGCACGCCAGGCUGACGCCGCUGUGGGAGACGGCGAGUCGAGUGGCCGUCAACGGCACCGUUGUUAUCGUGUCGACCAAUGCAGGCUACGAGGAGUUGCUGGAGAACUGGGCUCUGCAUGCUGACAGGAUAGGCCUGGCUGGGCACUACAUCAUCUUUGCUGCUGAGCACCAGAGCUACGAAUACGCCAACAACAAGUGGCCAGGACAGGCGCUGCUGCUGGACUUAGAAGAUCAUUUCGUGCAGGAGGAUCAGCAGGUGGACGUGUCGGAAGCUAUAGGAAUCAAUUCACCAGGCUUUCACCGCGUGGCCUCGCGCCGCGCCGUGUACAUCAUGCACCUGCUCGCCUUUGGCUUCUCCGUGCUCUACUCCGACAUCGACAUCGCUCUCCUCCAAAACCCCCUCCCCUACUUCGCUCCCUUCUCCUCCUCCGCCUCCCCCCCCCUCUCCUCCUCCUCCUCCUCCUCCUCCUCCUCCUCCUCCUCCUCCUCCUCCUCCUCCUCCUCCUCCUCCUCCUCCUCCUCCUCCUCCUCCUCCUCCUCCUCCUCCUCCUCCUCCUCCUCCUCUUCCUCCUCCUCCUUCUCCUUCCCCUUCUCCGCCUUUUUUUCGUUCUUCGGUUUCCCUCCUCUUCCUGCUCCCCCUGCUCCCGCUGCUCCUCCCCCUGCUCCCCCUGCUCCCCCUGCUCCCACUGCUCCUCCCCCGAAGGAAUUCGACGUGUUUAUCACUGCGGAUCAGGCCUGGACGAACGGCUCAGAUCACACGGUAUGGCUGGGCGAGCCAGGCCUGCCGUCGAUGAUGUGCUCGUGCUUCCUUUUCUUCCGCCCUACUGUGGGGGGCAAAGCCGUUGCAGCGUUGUGGGCAUUGAGCAUGGUAGUAAGAGGGCAUGAGGUCGGGCUAGACCAGGACCAUCUGAUAAACGUGACGAAGAUCAUGAGUGAGCGCGGAGUUGAGGCGCACAUCGGCGUUCUGCCGUGGAAGAAGUUCCCAUCAGGGCAGCUGAUGAGAGACAAUAUGACUGAGUUUCAGAGGAUAAGGCCGGGCGUCGUGAUGGUGCAUGCGAAUUGGAUAAUCGGGAAGCAGAAGAAGAUUGAGAGGUUGAUUGAGGUGGGGGUGUGGCUGCUGCCCCCAACGCCACCGGAGGGUGAGGAGCAGGGGAGUAGAGGGGGUAGCAGUGCUGGUGCUGAUGCUGUUGGGUGCGGUGCAGGUGAUGCCGAUGCUGCUGGUGGUGGUGUUGGUGGUGGUGCUGCUGCUUGUGACGGUGGUGCUGCUGGGAGAAUCAAGGUCUUGGGGAGUGAGGGGAGCAGGAUUAUUGGCAAACAUUUUGGCGGCGGUCCUGCUGCUGGCGAUGAGCAAGGGAGUGAGCGGGUGGAGGGGGGCGGGGUGGGGGAGGAGGAGGUGGAGAGGCGCCUGAUGAGCGUGGCGCGAUGGGUUCCGUCGCAUGUGGAGGCUGUCUUAAGGGGUGCGCCUAACGUGGCCAGGGACGGACUGUUAAUUCUCACUGUAAUUUGCGAUGGGCAUGGUAUGGCGUGGUAAGGCAUGGUAGGGCAUGGUAGGGCGUGGUAGGACAUGGUAGGGGAGCAUCGUAGGGCAUGGUAGUGCAUGGUAUGGGGCUGGUGUUUAAUGGUUCCUUGUGGGACGGGGUAGUGGGAGUGGCAGAGUGGCAGAGCACAGUUCCAAGGCAUGACGGUGCAGGGGAGUGGCAAAGAGGUUGCCGUCGCAUGUGGAUGCUGUGAGGAUUGUGCCUGGCGUGGCAAGAGACGGACCUCUUAUUCUAGCAGUGCUAUGACAUGGUAUGUCAUGUUAUGUCAUGGUAGAUCAUGGUAUGUCAUGGUAGAUCAUGGUAGGCCAUCGUAGAUAAUGGUAGAUUAUGGUAGGCCACGGUAGAUCAUGGUAGGUCAUGGUAGAUCAUGGUAGAUCAUACUAGGCCAUGGUAGAUCAUUGUAGGUCAUCGUAGAUAAUAGUAGAUCAUGCUAGGCCAUGGUAGAUCAUUGUAGGUCAUGGUAGAUCAUGGUAGAUCAUGCUGGGCCAUGGAAGAUCAUGGUAGAUCAUGGUAGAUCAUGGUACAUCAUGGUAGAUCAUGGUAGAUCAUGGUAGAUCGUGAUAGAUCAUGGUAGAUCAUGGUAGGUCAUGGUAGAUCAUGGUAGGUUAUGGUAGAUCAUGGUAGAUCAUGCUAGGCCACGGUAGAUAAUGAGAAAUCAUGGUAGAUCAUGGUAGGUCAUGGUAGAUCAUGGUAGAUCAUGGUAGAUUAUGGUAGAUCAUGGUAGAUCAUGGUAGAUCAUGAUAAAUCAUGGUGGAUCAUGGUAGGCCAUGGUAGCUCAUGGUAGAUCAUGGUAGAUCAUGGUAGGUCAUGGUAGAUCAUGGUAGAACAUGGUAGAUUAUGGUAGAUCACGGUAGAUCAUGGUAGAUCAUGGUAGGUCAUCGUAGAUGAUGGUAGAUCAUGGUAGAUCAUGGUAGGCCAUGGUGGAGUAUGGAACAUUAUGGUAGAUCAUGGUAGGUCAUGGUAGAUCGUGAUAGAUCAUGGUAGAUCAUGGUAGGUCAUGGUAGAUCAUGGUAGAUCAUGCUAGGCCACGAUCAUGGUAGAUCAUGGUAGGUCGUGGUAGAUCAUGGUAGACCAUGGUAGAUCAUGGUAGAUCAUGGUAGGUCAUGGUAGAUCAUGGUAGGUCAUGGUAGAUCAAGGCAGAUCAUGGUAGAUCAUGGUAGAUCAUGGUAGAUCAUGCUAGAUCAUGGUAGAUCAUGGUAGGUCAUGGUAGAUCAUGGUAGAUCAUGGUAGGUCAUGGUAGAUCAUGGUAGGUCAUGGUAGAUAGUUGUAGAUCAUGGUAGAUCAUGGUAGAUCAUGGUAGAUCAUGGGAGAUCAUUGUAGAUCAUGGUUGAUCAUGGUAGA